This is a messenger RNA of Phragmites australis (common reed), 2100 nucleotides long. RefSeq names its product pectinesterase-like. The transcript has 2 exons. Gene Ontology annotation, molecular function: pectinesterase inhibitor activity; pectinesterase activity. Gene Ontology annotation, biological process: cell wall modification. Bases 56 to 1762 code for a protein of 568 amino acids. Lineage: Eukaryota; Viridiplantae; Streptophyta; Magnoliopsida; Poales; Poaceae. The record is from RefSeq and is a predicted model, not a curated record.
AGCCUCAAACAAGCACAUCAGUGCAACACACUGAAACGAAGCUUACAUUGCCAACAUGAUGGCGACCUACUACGCUGCUGCGAUCCCCACCCUCCUCCUGUUCUCCUUGUUAGGCCAUGCGCUCUCCGACGCGCCGCCGUCGACGCCGGUGUUGCCGUCGGCCGCGUGCAACGCCACCACGGACCCAACCUUCUGCCGGUCCGUGCUGCCGCCGGGCGGCAGGGGGAACCUCUACACGUACGGCCGCUUCUCGGUCGCCGAGUCCCUCGCCGGCGCCCGCAAGUUUGCCGCGCUCGUCGACCGCUACCUCGCGCGCCACCGGCACCUCUCCCCUAGCGCCGUUGGCGCGCUGCGGGAUUGCCAGCUCAUGGCUGAGCUCAACGUUGACUUCCUCUCCGCAGCCGGCAACACGAUCAGGUCCACGGACACACUCCUCGACCCGCAGGCGGACGACGUGCACACGCUGCUCUCGGCGAUCCUGACCAACCAGCAGACGUGCCUCGACGGCCUGCAGGCCGCGUCGGGGGCGUGGUCCGAGCGCGGUGGCCUCGACGCGCCCAUCGCCAACGGCACCAAGCUUUACAGCCUCUCGCUGUCGCUCUUCACCAGGGCGUGGGUACCGACGGCCAAGGCGUCGCACUCGCACAAGGGUGGCAACAAGAAACGGCACCACGGCCACGGCGGCAAGAAGCCCAAGCGACCCCCGGCGACCGCAGUGAGGAGGGGCCUGUUCGACGUGACGGACGAGGAGAUGGUGCGGCGGAUGGCCAUCGAGGGGCCCGAGAGGACGGUGGCGGUGAACAGCGUGGUGACGGUGGACCAGAGCGGCGCCGGGAAUUUCACCACGGUCGGGGACGCCGUGGCUGCCGCGCCGAAAAAACUCGACGGCAGCAGCGGGUACCACGUGAUCUACGUGCUCGCCGGCGUCUACGAGGAGAACGUGGUGGUGCCCAAGCACAACAAGUACAUCAUGAUGGUCGGCGACGGCAUCGGCCAGACCGUGAUCACCGGCAACCGGAGCGUCGUCGACGGCUGGACCACCUUCAACUCGGCCACCUUUGCUGUGGUGGGUCAAGGGUUCGUGGCGAUGAACAUGACGUUCCGGAACACGGCGGGGCCAUCGAAGCACCAGGCGGUGGCGCUCCGGUCCGGCGCCGACCUGUCGGCGUUCUACGGUUGCAGCUUCGAGGCAUACCAGGACACUCUCUACACGCACUCCCUCCGCCAGUUCUACCGCGGCUGCGACGUCUACGGCACUGUGGACUACGUCUUCGGCAACGCCGCCGUCGUGUUCCAGGGCUGCACCUUCUACUCCCGGCUCCCCAUGCAGGGGCAGAGAAACACCGUCACGGCGCAGGGGCGCAGCGACCCCAACCAGAACACGGGCACCUCCAUCCAGGGCUGCGCGCUUGUCGCAGCGCCCGAGCUCGCCGCCAACGCCGCCUUCCCGACGCUCACCUACCUCGGGCGGCCGUGGAGGAACUACUCGCGCACUGUGGUCAUGGAGUCGUACGUCGGCGCGCUCGUCGACCCCUCCGGGUGGAUGCCGUGGUCCGGUGACUUCGCGCUGGACACGCUCUACUACGCCGAGUACAACAACUCAGGGCCAGGCGCCGAUACCAGCCGCCGGGUGGGGUGGCCGGGGUACCACGUGCUCGGGGACGGCGCCGACGCCGGCAACUUCACCGUCACCAGCAUGGUGGUCGGGGACAACUGGUUGCCACAGACGGGCGUGCCGUUCACAAGCGGCUUGAUUUCUUGAAGGACGUAGUGAUCAACGUUUACAUUAGCUGUGUUGCUGCAUUAAGUUGAGAUUAAUUAUUAUAACUGGAACUAUGGUUGAGAGAAAUUAAGGGACAUAUGAAAGAAUAAGUGUAGCCAGCUACAGUAGUAGUAUUCUGCAUGGAGACGACUACUUCUACAGAAAAGAGAUCUUGUUGUAAAUUGCAACAGAUGAGAUAAAAGGCGUAUAAUACAUGUAGAGCUAAGUGUGGUUUGCAACCAUAUGAAAGUAGCAUGUUGUCUUUCGCAGACUACAGUGUUGGAUGAAAGUACAAUAAUAUAAUUUAUGAAGUGUUUGGCAGCGCUGAGUGCCAAAUA